AUGAUAUAUGAGAAUGAUAAUGUGAAAGAGGCCAUAAGAAGGGUUCUUGGGAACCUUUAUAACGACAGGAUGUUUCGCAUUAAGAGAAUACUAGGCCUGACUAUGAGGCAGCAGAUUUUGCCUAAAGAGCAGUGGACAGAAUAUGAAGAGGAUAAAUUCUACCUUGAACCAUAUCUGAAAGAAGUUAUUUGGGGAAGAAAGAGAUGGGCAAAGAAAUAAUCAUGGAAUUAAAAUCUGUGGUAGCAGCUGUCCUACAAAUAUUUUUAAAAAGUUGAGUAAACAUGAAAUGUACAAUUUAGAACUAUUUAAGCUGCAAGUGUAUUACUUUAAAUAAAUGUCUAUUAUAAUUA
Molecule: messenger RNA, 350 nt
Organism: Lutra lutra (Eurasian river otter)
Lineage: Eukaryota; Metazoa; Chordata; Mammalia; Carnivora; Mustelidae
Product: cytochrome b-c1 complex subunit 7-like
Exons: 1
Coding region: 1-219 (72 amino acids)
Biological process (GO): mitochondrial electron transport, ubiquinol to cytochrome c
Source: RefSeq, a predicted model, not a curated record